CCCAACACCGGCUGUCUCUCUCCACGGACAGUUGUCAUUAACUGCCCUAACGGUAACACAGAGAGAAAAUACAGAUUCCUUUCGAGCUCCAAAGUUACUUUAAAGUGAAGAAAAUUAGCUCCGCUCUCUAAGCCAACUUUGACCGACAGCACGAACAUGGUUUUGAAGUCGGAAGACGGAGUUGUGCCUGAUGACCUCAGUCCAGAGGAGAAACAGGAGCUGGAAAGCAUCCGCCGCAGAAAACAAGAGCUGCUGCACGACAUACAAAGACUGAAGGAUGAGAUAGCAGAAGUGACCAAUGAGAUUGAAAACCUGGGCCUGACUGAAGAGAGGAAAAGUAUGCAGAGGAAUAAACAGAUGGCCAUGGGCCGAAAGAAGUUCAACAUGGACCCCAAGAAGGGCAUUCGCUUCUUGAUCGACAGCUCCCUCCUGAAGAACACCAGUGACGACAUCGCCAAGUUUCUCUACAAGGGUGAAGGGCUUAACAAGACGGCUAUUGGCGACUACCUCGGGGAGCGAGAUGAAUUCAACGUCAAGGUGCUGCACGCCUUCCUGGAUUUACACGAGUUCACAGACCUGAACCUGGUUCAGGCUCUCAGGCAGUUCCUGUGGAGCUUCAGGCUGCCCGGCGAGGCUCAGAAGAUCGACCGCAUGAUGGAGGCGUUCGCCCAGAGAUACUGUCGCUGUAACCCAGGAGUGUUUCAGAGCACAGAUACGUGUUACGUGUUGUCGUUCGCUGUGAUCAUGUUGAACACCAGUCUACACAACCCCAACGUGAAGGACAAACCCUCCGUUCAGAGAUUCACAGCCAUGAACAGAGGCAUCAACGACGGAGGAGACCUGCCGGAGGAGCUGCUGCGGAACCUGUACGACAGCAUCAAAAAUGAACCCUUUAAGAUCCCAGAGGACGAUGGGAACGACCUCACACACACCUUCUUCAACCCCGACAGGGAAGGUUGGCUGCUGAAACUCGGUGGACGAGUUAAGACCUGGAAGAGACGCUGGUUUAUUCUCACAGAUAACUGCCUCUACUACUUUGAAUACACGACAGAUAAGGAACCCAGGGGAAUUAUCCCACUGGAGAAUCUGAGUAUCAGAGAAGUUGACGACUCCAAGAAGCCGAACUGCUUUGAGCUCUUCAUCCCGGACCACAAAGAUCAGGUGAUCAAAGCCUGCAAGACUGAGGCCGACGGCCGCGUCGUCGAGGGAAACCACACUUUUUACAGAAUCUCCGCCCCCACCGCAGAGGAGAAGGACGAAUGGAUCAACAGCAUCAAAGCUGCCAUCAGUAAAGACCCAUUCUACGAGAUGCUGGCUUCUCGGAAGAAGAAGGUCUCAUCUCUGAAGGGGCUUUAGAGGAUUGAACUUUGAAACAAGCUUUGACUUGAUACAGCAUCAGACUGGACGUGAACCUGAACCUGCUGCUGCAGUGACUCCUGGACCUACCACAGAGGAUUCAAGCUUUUAAAGAAGCUCGUCCUUUGUCGUCAUCAGUACUGACAACCUGUUCCCUGCAGGUUUGACCUUACGUUGAAAACUUAAUUUCCCAUCUAGAGAUGAAAUGAUUCACUCGCAGAGCUCUUUUUUUAAAUAGUCAAACAUCUCCUUUUGAACACUGCCCUCCUGUGAUGAUGCUGUGCUGGUUCAGCCUCCCACUCCUCUUAAAAUAUGUCUGAUUCACUUCAGACUCACUGUCUGUAUUACAGCCGAUGAAUGAAUCACGUCUUACAUUAUUGUGAUUAACAUAAAUUUAAAACGGCAAAGUGGGCCUUUUACGCAUAAAUGAUCAACCGUUACAUAAAUCGCUCUGAGUUUGGCCGUAUGCUGGAGUUUUUAAAUCUGGAGUCUGUUGUGCUGGCACACCAGUAGUCAUGUGUGUGUCAACCAGCAAAGAUCGCCGAUAGCAACCGUAGUGAUGGAGCGGUUGAGUCUAUGGCAUCAACAGCACAGCAGUUGGCAGUGCUAAUGUAAUGACUCUCGCUGCCAGAGGGGGGAGACAAAGUUCCACAUUGCAGGUUUAAGGAGAGUCUAAAACACUUUUAGUUAGUUUACAAACAGUCUCUUCUUUGAUUGGUUGAGGUCUGUUUUCCAGACCUCUACUAAAGCGCUUAAUGUCCACUGGAAAACAAAUCAAGUGCAGGACUGAUCUUGUCUGGGAUGCUGGACUUCAUAUUUAAGUCUGAUUUUCCAUAAAAAUUCUUUUUUUUUUGUUUCCCAGCCUGUUUCCUUAUUGCUGUUGGUCUUUCGUCAAAGCACUGUUAAUGGAAAUGAAGGUAAUGCAUAAACAGCUAAAUAUUUAUUUAUCCACAUUUCUUGUAAUUUAUUGUUUUCUGUUUUGUCUCAUUAAAAGUUUGCAAAUCAG
Molecule: messenger RNA, 2362 nt
Organism: Scatophagus argus
Lineage: Eukaryota; Metazoa; Chordata; Actinopteri; Scatophagidae
Product: cytohesin-1-like
Exons: 12
Coding region: 157-1356 (399 amino acids)
Biological process (GO): regulation of ARF protein signal transduction
Molecular function (GO): guanyl-nucleotide exchange factor activity
Source: RefSeq, a predicted model, not a curated record